AUGAAUGCGUGUGCUACUAAAAAGAGAAAAAUCUCGCCAAACGUUGCGGACGCAACUAAUUCAUCAUCAAAAAGUAUCAACUAUAGUGCUGAAGCAGAUAUUUCCUCUCCAACAAACUCCAACAUCAAGCAAAUACCGUUUAUUGAUGAUAUUAUUUUUGAAAUUCUUCGUUUCCUUGUAUCAUUAUUCAUCGUCCGAGUUUGUAUGAAAAUUUCAAAACAAUGGAGACGAGUAUCGUUUCGAAUUCCGCUCUCAUUAUCAUUAGAGUCAAAACUCUCCAAACAAGUUCGUGAGCCAAUCAAACUUUUAGCUGAUUGUGAAUGCCUGAAGAAUUUACAUUAUUUGGGUAUUAAUUUUUCCAGAGUUGGUAACCAAGAUGUCAAAUAUAUUGCCCAUAGUGAAUAUUUGAAGACCUUGACUUCGUUGAGCCUGUAUGGCAAUCAAAUCGGCAAUGAAGGCGCCAAAUGUAUUGCUAAUAGUGAGCGUUUGAAAAAUUUGACUUCUUUGAAUAUGAAUGGCAACCAAGUUGAUAAUGAAGGCAUUAAUUAUAUCGCUAAUAGUGAAUUUUUGAAGAAUUUAAUAUAUUUAGAUCUGUCCUACAACAAAAUUGGCCAUGAAGGUGUCAAAUGUAUUGCCAAUAGUGAGUGCUUGAAGAAUUUGACUUCUUUAGAUUUGAGGGGCAAUAGUAUUGACAUAGAAGGAGUUAAAUAUAUUGCCAAUGGUGAAUUGUUGAAGAAUUUGACUUCGUUAGAUCUGAGUUUCAAUUUAAUUGACAAUGAAGGCGUCAAAUAUAUUGCAAAAAGUGAAUGUUUGAAAAAUUUGACUUCGUUAGAUCUGAGUGGCAACCAAAUUGGCAACGAAGGAGUCAUACAUAUUUCCAAUAGUGAAUGGUUGAAGAAUUUGACUUGUCUAAAUCUGGAAUUCAAUCAAAUCGGCAAUGAAGGUGUCAAAUAUAUUGCCAAUAGUGAGUGUUUGAAGAAUUUGACUUCAUUGAACCUUCAAGGCAAUCAAAUUGACAAUGUUCGAAACAUUCUGCGAAAUUUAAACGAUUGGAAAUAG
Messenger RNA from Naegleria lovaniensis, 1059 nucleotides. RefSeq lists its product as uncharacterized. Gene Ontology annotation, cellular component: cytosol; perinuclear region of cytoplasm; nucleus. The transcript has a single exon. NCBI's taxonomy places the organism in Eukaryota, Heterolobosea, Eutetramitea, Acrasida, Naegleriidae. The record is from RefSeq and is a predicted model, not a curated record. Gene Ontology annotation, biological process: activation of GTPase activity; nucleocytoplasmic transport. Gene Ontology annotation, molecular function: GTPase activator activity; small GTPase binding. The coding region runs from base 1 to 1059 and encodes 352 amino acids.